Messenger RNA from Rotaria sp. Silwood1, 4086 nucleotides. Lineage: Eukaryota; Metazoa; Rotifera; Eurotatoria; Philodinida; Philodinidae. The record is from the annotation of a GenBank genome assembly.
AUGAUGGCUAUGUCGAAUGUAACUUCUUCCAUGUCUACUUUUAUUACAAUUAAUCCUUCAAAUGUUAUCGUUAAUUUGGUUCAAUAUGGAACUUCGAUGAUUGCACAUGGAUAUCGUCAGAAUCUCACCUUCAAUCCUGGAGCAUAUUCUGUUGAUCCUGAUGCAAUUGUAUUCAACACAAGUAAUUGGAAUUAUGACUAUUACUGUCGAAUGUAUGGUGUUUACAACUUUCCAAGCACCAAUGGAUCAAUGUUGACAAUAGAUGAUUCAAGAAUUGAUCCAAUCAAUCCAUCAUGUUUUGGAAAUCAGCCAAACAGUAGAGCAUUAUGGCAAUAUCUUGGAUCUAACGUCUCACGUAAAUCUUCAUUGAUAAUUCUUUCUGGUUCAUUGGCUUCGAAUCAGAUAUAUCAAUUCAUGGUCAUUAUGACAUAUCGUCAAAAUUCUUCUUUACAAGCUACUGGUUCUGUUCUAGUGCAUAUUCAAGAUUAUAAUCCUCAUAUGAUUGCUAUUGUUUGUGCUAUAUCUACUAUGUGUAUUCCAAAUGUUGAAUAUCAGUAUUUUAAUCCGACAACUCAAGUAGCACUUUUUUCUAUGUGUAUGGAUGAUUGUAAAACAGUUCAAAAUAUAACAUGGAAUAUUUAUCAAGGUUCAAUGAAUUCAUCAUCAAAUACUACACAAUGGAUUUUAUUCAAUCAAAUGAAUGCCUAUCAAGAUAUUUGGUUUUUUGGUAUGAAUACGAGUAAUUUCACGGCUAUAAAUAAGUUAUUUAUUGACAAUCCUUAUAUUAUCUAUUGGCGUUUUGAAGUUGUUUAUUCUUUUUCAUCAGAAUCAAGUUCAAGUUCUUUAAAUUUUAUUAUUAAUCGAUCACCUCAAAAUGGUUUUUGUUCGAUUAGUCCUACCAAUGGUACAACCAGUACAUUAUUUACUAUAUCUUGUUUCAAUUGGACUGAUGAUGAUGGUAUUAAAGAUUAUUCAAUCUAUGGAUGGACAACAAAUCCGACAGAUCGAGUAAUGUUUGCUCAUUCAUAUACAUCCACUACUCAACUUUUAUUAUCUGCUACAAAUGAUAAUACAUCAGUACUCAAUAUCAUUGUUUAUAUUCGUGACACAUAUGAUUGUGUUGCAGAAUUUAACAUAUCAUCUAUUAUAGUUGUACCAGAUUGGAAAAAAAUGGAAAGUCUAUUAGGUAGUUUACAAAACUCAACUAACGAUUCAUUUAUUCAAAUGCUUGCAAGUAGUAAUCAAAAUAUGGUUAGUCAAAUAGUUACAUCACUUUCACAACAAUUCAAUACAAUGAAUAAUCAAGCUAUAGAAACAGCUAUAUCAAAUGGUAUUUCAUCUACAACUAUUGCUAUAUCACCAUUGGGUAGCAAAACUCAACAAUCAUCUUCUGUAUCACCAAACGCUUCUGCUCUUGCUGAGUACAAUAAACAAUUAAAUACUUAUGCAAAUGUUCGAGAUUCUCUUGUUACAUACAUAACUAAUCUUACAAUUACAACUGCUGACAGUAUUAAACUACAAGCAUCUUCAUUAGCUCAAUUCACUCAAGCUACCAAUCAAUUAACACGUACAACUAUAAUGCUUGCAUCAGAUAAAUGUUAUCAAUUGGCAUGGGCUUUACAUUCAAUGGCAACAAUAAUUGCUAGUGAAGAUGUUCAAAUAGCAGCGAAUUAUAUAAGUCAAUGUGCAAAUAAUGUUUUAAGUAGUGUUAAUGGACCAUUACAACAACGAACAACUAUACUUGAUUUGGAUUGGUCUCGUGCUAAUAAUUUUCCUAUUGAUUAUGAUACUGAUAUGGAAUCUGAAUGGUCUAAUCCAAAUUUAUUUGCUGAUAAUAAUGAUUUUUCAUGGGAAACAAUUCAAAAAGGUCGAAAUAGUUAUUAUCAAAAACAAAUAGCAGAUCAAAUCAAUAUUCAAGUAACAGAAACAAUAUCAUUGAUUACUAAAUCACUCAAUAUUCAUUUAAAUAUUGGUCAAAAUUCGAUAAUAAAUACAUCAUCCAUAUUGUAUUUUACAGAAAUAAUAACAGUAGAAGCUUUAUCAAAUAAACUAAUUCAACAAGUUGGAAAUGCUCAAAUUCGUAUUCCAUCAAAUUUUAAUUUAACUACAAAUAAUAAUACAUCAAUUUCACUUCAAUCAAUAAUGCAACCACUUGCAUUAGCUGAUCAUACUAAAUUACAAUCAAAUACAAAUCUAUCAACAUCUCUUUCACUUACUAUAUUUGAUCGUAAUGGAAAGGAAAUAUCUUUUCAAACAGAUAUAGAUCAUCCAAUUGAAUUUAUUAUACUUCGUGAUUCAAAUAUAAUUAUUCCAUUGAUGAAUUUACAAAAUGUUACUUCAAUGAAUAUAACUCCUCAUUAUCAAUUAUUUAAUCUUCAUUAUAUUAAUAUUCAACAAUCACAAUGGAAUAAUAAUCGAACUGUUGCACUUAUUUUUGAAAUGCAUCCAUUGAAUAUUAGUCUUGCUUAUUUAUUAAUUUAUAGAUUUGAUGAUUCUCCACAAUUAAAUAGUUCAAUCAAUCAGACUGAUGGAUGGACUAUUUUUUGUCCUUCAAAUUUAACAAAUGAUACUCUUUAUACGUAUUUUCUUAAUAAUCAACAAACAUCUGGUCAUCAAUCAGUAAUAUUUGGUUUACGAGAAUUAAAUUCAACAGAAUUUUAUAAUUAUUGUAUAAAUCAAUCCAUUAAAAGUCCACCAAUAACAAAUCAACCAUUUAAUUUCACUUCAAAUUAUGAAUUAAGAACUUAUACGACAUGUUGUUAUUAUUUAGAUACAAAUAAUAUUUGGCAAACAGAUGGAUUAUUAGUCGGAUCUCAAACAAAUCACUAUCAAACUCAAUGUUUUUCAACUCAUUUGACAACAUUUGCUGGUGGAUUUCUUGUUUUACCAGCACCUAUCAAUUGGAAUUAUGUUUUUGCUAAUGCUGAUUUUAUGAAAAAUAAAACUGUUUAUUUGACUAUUAUUUGUAUUUAUAUUCUUUAUUUUCUAUUAGUUAUUUAUGCACGUUAUAAAGAUAAAAAAGAUAUUGAAAAAUUGGGAGUUACACCAUUAUCAGAUAAUGAUUCUAAUGAUCAAUAUUUCUAUCAAAUUCUUGUUUUUACUGGUAAUAGAAAAAAUGCUGGAACAAAAUCAAAAGUUCAAUUUAUUCUUGUUGGUGAUAAUGAUGAAACAUCUGUUCGUACUUUUGUAGAUCCUCAUCGAAAGAUUUUACAACGUGGUGGAAUUGAUGCUUUUAUUAUGGCUGUUCCAAAAUCAUUAGGCUCAUUAAAUUAUAUUCGUAUUUGGCAUGAUAAUACAGGUCAUGGUGUAUCAGCAUCAUGGUUUCUUAAGUAUAUUAUUGUUCAUGAUUUACAAACAAUGGAAAAAUUUUACUUUAUUUGUCAACAAUGGUUUGCAGUAGAAAAAGAAGAUGGACGUAUUGAACGUAUUUUACCUAUUGCUGGUGAAUUACAAAAACAAGAAUUUUCAUAUGUGCUAUCGAAACAAGUUUAUUAUAGUGUAUCAGAAGGUCAUCUUUGGUUUUCAAUAUUUUCUCGACCACCAUCAAAUAGAUUUACACGUGUUCAACGAUGUACUUGUUGUUUUGUAUUACUUUUUACUGCCAUGCUUCUUAAUAUUCUGUAUUAUGAUCAAGCAAAUGAAGCAAAAACAACUAAGACUACUGGAAGUCUAUCAUUAGGUCCACUUUAUAUAACUCCUCAACAGAUUAGUAUUGGUAUUAUUGUUGAAUUACUUUCACUUGUUCCAACUUUGUUACUUAUUCAAUUAUUUCGACGAACAUCAUCUCGACGAUCUUCUCAACAAGCUUCACCAUUACGUGAAGCAUUGUACAAAUUAAAACAACAACCAAUGCCUGUUGAGUCAAAUAAGAAGAAACAAUCGAUAUGUAUGUUUCCUUGGUGGUUUUUAUUUAUUAUUUAUGGUUUAUCAUUUCUUUUGGCUAUAAGUUCAACAUUUUUUAUUAUUGCUCGUGGUAUUGAAUUUGGUGAUUUAAAAACGCAAAAAUGGUUAACAUCACUUAUUAGUGGUUUCUUUUCAUCAAUUCUUUUGAUUCAACCAUUAAAAGUAAUUCUUUUUGUUUCAUAA